Molecule: messenger RNA, 989 nt
Organism: Cylicocyclus nassatus
Lineage: Eukaryota; Metazoa; Nematoda; Chromadorea; Rhabditida; Strongylidae
Source: the annotation of a GenBank genome assembly
CUUUCAGGCACGUUUUACGAACGAAAAUUCUUACUUCAGUUCCUAAAAUGGUAGUCGACGUAAGCUCAUUUUUGACGGCCGAAACCGAUUUUGGACUCGACAUGCUUCGUCAGAAAUCGCCCGAUGAGUGUAUUGUGGUGUCCCCAUUGUCUGUGAUAUUUGCAUUGAAUCUGUUGCAACCAGGAGCUAAAGGAAUUACCAAGAGUCAGAUAACUGACGCAAUAUCUAAAGGAUCGUCUGACGACGAAACGCUUGAGUAUUACUCCGAGCUUAUGCGCCAGAUUUUGGACUCAACGAGCAAUGCGCAAAUUAGGAUCGCUAAUGGAUUCUUUUUCAGGAAUGGUCUUGAUAUAAACGACGAUUAUGCUCACAAAAUCACGGGAAAGUUGUGCUCAAGACUCGAAGCUCAUGACUUUAGCCAAGCAGAUGAGACGGCCAAGGUCAUCAACAACUUCGUCGAUAGCAGCACGGCAGGAAAGAUCAAAGAAAUCAUCAGCGCUGAUACUGUAAAAGAUGCAAUCUCCGUAAUUGUCAAUGCCAUCUACUUCAAAGCAGAUUGGGAUGUGAAGUUCAAAAGUAGCAACAGUAGUAAAGGCGAGUUCUAUAGCGCACCGGACAAGGAGAAAGAGGUGGAAUACAUGAGAUGUUCGAACACGCAUAGACUUUAUGCAGAAGACGAUGAUACACAAGUGCUGUCGUUGCUUUAUGAAGACAAUACAUACGCUUUCAACAUAUUCUUGCCGAAAAACAGGUAUGGACUUGGAGAUCUUCUUAAAACUUGGACUGGUGAAAAAAUACAGCGUUCUUUGUCAACACUAAAAGAAACUUUCAUCACGAUUGUCAUACCAAAGAUGAAGUUUGAAACUGAUUUCGAACUCAAAAAGGCGUUGAUCAACAUGGGCAUCAAGGAUAUGUUUACCAAAGCUGCUGAUCUAAGCGGCAUCUCAAGUGCACCUCUGAUGGUUUCAAGCGCAACACACAAAGCGCUC